AUGCACGUCUUCGUCGUGAAGCCCAGACUGCACGCGCAGUUUACAUUCCCUUCUUCCCUGCUUACGCGUCAUUCUGCCGUCGCAUACCACUCGCCGUUCUCACCUUCAGCCAUCAUCUCCGUUCCUAACGGAAAUGCCGCUUCCCUCGGUGCACCUUGCCCGUCCACUCCAGCUGACAAUACCAAUUUCGUGGCGCCUAUUCUCCGCGCCGAUGCGCAGGUGGACCACCCGCAAGCUUUCAAGAAUCGCCGGUCGCUCAUGAUCAAUGGAAUCCCGAAUCGCGACACGCCGUGCGCCACGAGAAUGACGUGGUGUAACCAGACGGGCCUCACCGGGGCCAAGUGGGUGACGUGGCUUCCGAGCCCCACAGACGGCUGCCUCAACUUCCCGCCGGAAUACUACUCGUCGACGUAUUACGGCUCGGUCCAAAUCGAGUGGUACGCGCCGACUCAGGCGAUGAAGAGCGACUGGUACUUCGUCACGUGCCAGCAGCUCCAGUUCUACUCGAGCCGCGACUGCAAUGUCGGCGUGCAGCAGCUGACAUGCCCCACGGACCGCAACCCGCCGUUGCCCAGCAAGAGAAGCCCGUUCCCCGCUAUUCGCACGCCGAUCAAGUCCGUUAGUUGCCUAUACUGGCAGGACCUGACCAAGUUGUACACGUGUCCGGCCAACAGCCACCUGGAGACCAAGUGGGCGGGCGCCAAGUGCUACUGUAACAAGGGCUUCGCUGAGCAGAACGGCGUGUGCGUAGACGUGUGCACGCCGCUCAACUGCGGGCCCAACUCAGACUGCUACGUGUCAAACGGAGCAGGCGUGUGCAACUGCACGGACGGUUACCGCAUGGUCAACAGCAAGUGCGAGGCCGUCGGCAACUCGGACUUCAUGGAGCCGCACAACGCCGCGCGUGCUGACGUCGGUCUGCCGGCGCUGACGUGGAAUGACACUCUGGCCUCUGAGGCUCUUGCCUGGAUCACCCAGCUCUCCACAACAGACAACACUUGCAAAACAGCCACCCGCAACAGCGCCCUGUCGUACGGCCAGAACCUGCUGACGACCAUCGGCAUCGGCCAAUGGACCGGGAGAAUGGUCGUCAACUCAUGGGUGGCGGAAAAGGCGAGCUACACCUACGCGCCUCUGAACGGCGGGUGUGCGGCCGGUGCGAUCUGCUCUCACUACAUCCAGAUCGUGUCUAAGCAGUCGACAGACGUCGGAUGCGCUUCCAUCACCUGCGCCGGUGCGGGGGCUCAGCUCUGGGCCUGCUUCUACUCGCCCAAGGGCCUUGUCAAGGGCACUUAUCCCUACUAG
This is a messenger RNA of Closterium sp. Yama58-4, 1305 nucleotides long. The record is from the annotation of a GenBank genome assembly. Lineage: Eukaryota; Viridiplantae; Streptophyta; Zygnematophyceae; Desmidiales; Closteriaceae.